AUGUUCGGAAUUAAUCCUCAAUAUAAGAAAAUAGCCUUAGUCGUGAUUCUAAUAGGUUUUGCAAUGGGAAGUCAAAUUUUAUAAAUUCUGCUUGACAAAAAGAGAUUGAAAGAGUUGCUGUUCAAAUUUAUUGAAAAAUACCUCGAGGAGCCUAAGAAUGCUAAUGACUCACUAAAUCAAAUGAGAAUUACAUAAGUAAUAGAGAGGACAGAAUCAAUCAGUUCAACAGAAGGAAUCGAAAUCUAAUAAAUGUUUAGUAAUGAUAAGGAUCCCCAGAGGAUCAAGACUAAGCAAAUCACCAAGUCAUAAUUUAUACGCACUUAGCAGCCUUAUUUUACUGAUAAGAGCAGCAACAAUUCUUCAAGAGCUGGAAAUAGUAGAAGGGGAUCUAACUAUACUUCUGCUGAGGAAGAAGGUAGUUAAAGUGAUAAGAAUAACACAAGUUCAAUAAAAGCACCUUCUUCAUCAUUUAGUUCUGGAUAUAAAUUUCCAACAAAGAGUAAGAGAGAAAAAUCAAUAGAGGAUUAAAAUUCUGAUAAUAAUAUGGGUAUAAGACUACAAAGAUAGAACUCAGGUUCACAUCCUAAGUAAUAGUAGAACUAAAAUUCGUCCUUCUCAACAUAUCAAAUGGUAAAAACUAUAUAAUUUAUAGAUAGUAAUCAGAAUGAAGCUCCUACAAUAAAUACACUAAAGCAAUAGGAAAAUAAGAAUCAGCCAAGAAUGAAAGAUUCUCAAGUUUAGCAAAGACCUCUUCAAUAAUAAAAAUCAUAGAGCACAUAAAGAUAAUAAUAAAUUGCCAAUAAUGCUAAUAAAAUUAAUCCAAUGGAGUAAUGUAGGAACAUUUUAUCAAAACAAAGAAGAUCUAACAGUGUAUAUUAAAUGAGUCAGGGCUUCUUCUAGACCCUUGAAAUUAUCAAGGAAGACGAAGAGACUGAUUGA
Messenger RNA from Stylonychia lemnae, 939 nucleotides. The record is from the annotation of a GenBank genome assembly. NCBI's taxonomy places the organism in Eukaryota, Ciliophora, Spirotrichea, Sporadotrichida, Oxytrichidae.